Messenger RNA from Aaosphaeria arxii CBS 175.79, 1764 nucleotides. RefSeq lists its product as uncharacterized. Gene Ontology annotation, cellular component: U2-type spliceosomal complex; U2 snRNP. The transcript is spliced from 4 exons. Bases 260 to 1315 code for a protein of 351 amino acids. Lineage: Eukaryota; Fungi; Ascomycota; Dothideomycetes; Pleosporales. The record is from RefSeq and is a predicted model, not a curated record. Gene Ontology annotation, molecular function: RNA binding.
CGCUCCCCUCCCGCGCGGCCGCGCCCAAGCUACCUAUAGCUUCGCCGUCCACCUUCACUUUUUUACUUACCAACAUCUCCCAAUCGCCCCGUUUUACCGGCCAGUUUGGCCGUAAAACUGAACAAAGCUAACGGAGAGCAGUUCACAGACCUUCAAAGCCUCACAGCAAGCAUAUUCGAGUCAAGCUACCGCUAGCAACCGCUAAAGAAGGCAAUCGCCGUCUUUGCCCUACCUUCGAAGCUGCCCUCAAUCGCCCAACAUGGCCCGCGGCGAUCCCUUCCCCAAGGACCCUGCCCUGUUCCAUUCGGACGGCCGGUGCACUUAUACGCCCAGUCAAGACAAAUGGGUCCUCUUGGAUGGCAAUGGCGAGGAAUGGGAGUGGAAUAGGCCGUCUGGAAAGUGGUUCCAACCCGCCACUGAAGAACAAAUUGCUGCCUAUCAGCAAGCAUAUGGCGGUCCGGUCAACGACGAGGACCAAGACGCCCCGCAGCAGCCCAAGAACAAGCGCAAGCAGGAACCUGCUGCUCCUGAGGCUUCCAGCAAGAAGGCCAAAGCAGUCAAGGAGAACCGUGCCAUUUACAUUUCCAACCUCCCUCUCGACACUACCUACGAAGAAAUCGAGGUCGCCUUCGGCAGGUUCGGAAUUAUUGAUCAAGGAGCUGACGGUACGAAGCGAGUUAAGCUGUAUACAGAUGAUGCGGGAAACUUCAAGGGCGAGGCCCUGGUCGUGUACUUCAGGAAAGAGGCCGUCAACCAGGCCGUCAACAUGGCCGACGACUACUGGUUCCGAUCCACAGAUACGAGCCACUUGAUCUAUGUCAAGCCAGCAGAACUGUCCUACAAGCGCCACAAAGGUGGAGAAGACGCCAACUUCGUGCGCAGAGACAAAAAGGCAAAUGAGCGCAACCAAGCCGAGUUGAACCGUAAACUGGCCGAGUGGUCCGAUGAUGAUGAAGAAGCCUUGAAGGAAACAUACGCCCCACGAAGCAACAAAUGGGCCAAUUGCGUCAUCUUGAACCAUAUGUUCACCUUGGCGGAGCUCGAAGAGGACGAAGAUGCCAUCACAGAGAUCAGAGACGAAGUUCGUGAAGAGGCCGAGGACUACGGCGUCGUCACCAAAGUUGUGCUCUACGACAAGGAGCAUGAAGGCAUCAUGUGCGUCCGCUUCAAGGAACGCAAGGAUGCUGAGACCUACGCAAAGAUUUGCAACGGCCGCGAAUUCAACAACCGCAGAGUCUCAGCUUGGCAGGCCGAGGACAGACCUAGGUUCAAGAAGAGCAAAGCCACAGAAGUCUACAGCGACGAGAGCGAUUAGUCGUCGGAUUAUCUGCCGCCAAGUAGACAUAGACGUGAGAACUGACUGUUAUAGUCGGCGAAAACGUCCAAGUUCUUGUGGUUUUGCUCGGCCAGGACUUAUGAUCCCUUUCGAGAGGUUUUGAUGCAGAAAUAAUGCAUGGCCUCCAACCUUUGAUACCCCCUUUGUACUUUAUACUAUUGGAAAACGGAGAUAUGACUCAACCAUUAAAUGGAAUGGUAGCAGGAAGGCUUUCAGCCCUUUUUCAUAUAGCCUGCCAUUGCAAUUCUAUUGGUGUCUCAUCUUAGUGAUGCGAUGCAUACAUAGUUUGCAAAUGAAGAAAAUUCAAUCAAAAUGCUGCAAGUAAGCGUACUUUGGGUUCGUUCGCGUUGGAAGGAUGUGUACUCCGUAUUGUGUCAAUAACUACCAACCUUAGAGACAAGCUACCUAGACUCGUAACUCUUUCAACA